Molecule: messenger RNA, 387 nt
Organism: Recurvomyces mirabilis
Lineage: Eukaryota; Fungi; Ascomycota; Dothideomycetes; Mycosphaerellales; Teratosphaeriaceae
Exons: 2
Coding region: 1-387 (128 amino acids)
Source: RefSeq, a predicted model, not a curated record
AUGGCCUCUGCAACCCCCCUCGACUAUCUCUCGGCGGACUCCGAGCAGAGUACUCAGGAGAUGAUGAUGUGGCCGGCUGGAUACGACGAGCCUCAGCCAUCUCCCCGGUCCGAGACGACCGACGCAGAUUUCGAGCAGGCUCUCGCCUCCCUCAACUCUAUGCGUGAGAAGAUCAAGCAGCAAGCGGAAGAGUACCGGGAGCUGGAGUCCGGGCUUCGCGCGUCUACGGCCAUGGCAGCAUUGUGGGAGCGGAGAUUCUCACGUAAGGAGGCAAGAGCCGCGAACGUGGUGGCAGCGGCUGAAGAAGUCCUGGCAGCUUUUGGGGAUGUGCUCGGGAUUGGGCCUACCUUGGUGAAGCUGCAGGAGGCGCUCGAGGGCGAGGAGUGA